AUGCAGUCUCCAUCAAAGAGAUCCUUCAAGCGCAGCAUGGCUCCGGCAGCCACUGGGCCCUCAAAGCCCACCACGGCUCCCGCAGCUCCAGAGGCUCCCGCCGCCCAUGCAGCUCCGGCAGCCACCUGGCCCUCAAAGCCCACCGAGGCUCCUGCGGCUCCCGUGGCUCCCACAUCUCCAGCCUCCUUGAGGAUCCCCAAAGCAGCUGUGCCCACCAGUUCCUCAGUGCAUCCUAAGUCCCCUAACUUGUUGAUGAGCCCUAACAGUUCUAAGUCUACCAGAGCAACAGGUGCCAAGACCCAGCCCAGCAGCAAGACCCAAGGCCGCAGCAAGACAAGAACAUCCAGUCAGGUAAACACCGAUACCAAGGCCAGGAAGGCCAGCAGGGGCAGGAAGGGAGGAGGCAAGACUGGAGUUAUGGGACCCUAUCAGCAGAGAGACACACACAGCCGGGGACGAACUCCAGGCAAAAGGGGAAGCCAGAGCUCUAGGACAUCCCCGAACAGGAAGAGAACCCAUUCUGCCAAACCAGGAGUGGCCAAGAAGGCCAGAACCCCUACUUCCCACCGCAAGCAAAGCCGAGGCAAGAGUUAUAGCCGAUCCAGAGCCAGUACCCAUGAAAGGAGCAACAACUGGCUUAGAAACAGGCACAGGACAAAGAGCCCCACGCUGCAUGGAGCCUUAGACACUGAGCGUGUGGGCUCUAGGCUACCUGCAAUGCCCAGCAGGGCCAAGAGCCACAGCCCAACUAGGACUGUCUUCAAGAACUUCAAGUCUCCAGUGGCAUCCAGGAGCUACAGCCAGCUGGUUUCCCCCAGCAGGGAACAGACUCACACAUCAGACAGGAUCAAGAGCUCCAGGCAGGCCAGAAGCCACAGCAGGACCCAAAGCCUCAGUCGCUCUAGGACCCCUAGCAGGACCCGAAGUCACAGCCGCUCUAGAACCCCCAGAAGGUCAAGAAGUCACAGUCACAGGAGGACCCGGAGCCACGAGAGAAGUCACAGCUGGAAGAGAAACCACAGUAGGGCAAGAAGUCGUACCCGGAGGGGCACGCCCACCCAGACGGGACAAAGCCAGCCGAGCACCCUCAGCCAGGAGAGAAGUCACAGCCCAAGGAAACCUCCAAGAAGGGAAGGAAGCCAAGUACGGUCUAGGACCUCUAGCGAGGAAAAAAGCCACAGCCUGUCCAGAAGUACCAAGGAGAGAGGUCACAGACGCUCAAAAACCACCAAGAAGGGUCACAGGAGGUCUAGAAUAAUAUCCAGUCCUGAGAGCAGGAGCAGCCAGUCUAGAAGUCCCAGCAUAGACACAGCCCACAGCCCAUCUCGAACUCCCAGCAAGGAGAGAGCACGGAGCAGAACCAGAAUCUCCAGCAAGGAGAACCAGUGUGGCCACUCUAGAACCCACAGUAGGGGUAGAGCCCUCAGCCAAUCUAGAACCUCCAGCAAGGACAGAGAACCCACCCACAAUGCAACCCCUAACAGCCUCCAUGGGAAGCCAUCUCGCACCAGGACCAAGACUUCUAGUCAGAAAAGAGCUGGUGGCAAGGCAAGCGGCCACUCCUCAACACAGCUUCCCAAGGAGGUCCAACCCGAGGAUGACAGCAUUUCCAAGACUUCUACUUCUAAGGCCACCUCACCUGGGGAAAGGUCUUCAUCCUCUUCCUCCAAGCUGGCGUAG
This is a messenger RNA of Mus pahari (shrew mouse), 1680 nucleotides long. RefSeq names its product serine/arginine repetitive matrix 5 (gene Srrm5). NCBI's taxonomy places the organism in Eukaryota, Metazoa, Chordata, Mammalia, Rodentia, Muridae. The coding region runs from base 1 to 1680 and encodes 559 amino acids. The transcript has a single exon. The record is from RefSeq and is a predicted model, not a curated record.